Messenger RNA from Frankliniella occidentalis (western flower thrips), 3198 nucleotides. RefSeq lists its product as uncharacterized. NCBI's taxonomy places the organism in Eukaryota, Metazoa, Arthropoda, Insecta, Thysanoptera, Thripidae. Bases 177 to 2426 code for a protein of 749 amino acids. The transcript is spliced from 2 exons. The record is from RefSeq and is a predicted model, not a curated record.
AGGGCAGUAGCGAUAGGCGCAGGUUCGAGGUAUCGACUCUGUAGCUGAGUGGGGUUGCCAUGACGACGACGCCAUUUGCCGUGCCGUGGUGUGGCGACGCGUAAUGGCGUACCCCCCCGCAAUGUUAUGAGUGUGAUGUGAUUGAUACGAGUGAAUGGGUUGUAUUUGUGUUCAAAAUGAAUCAUCUGAAGAGGUCUGUCUAUUUUGAGACACUCAGUGGACUCGUGCAAGAACGCUAUUUAUCGAAAUUGGAGGAUGUUGGUGGGCUUGAUCCUUAUGCUUUACUAAGUGGGUUUAGUUCUGCCAUUGAGGCAAUGCCGCCUAUAACGUCUAGUUGCAUACAAGACUAUUUAGUUUAUAAGUGUAGCUUUUACACUUUUGAGAAUUUUCUCUCAGAGAAAAGUCUGAGAGCUGGCAACAAUUUUGUCGCCAGUGAAAAAGUUUCCAGCCUGGAAAGCCGCUGGAUACAAAACAAAAGCAAUUAUAUUCUGAGGUGCCGUGUUGAGCCGUCAAUGAGAUCCACGGAACCUGCUAGAAGACCGUGGGCUAUAGUUAGUAAGUUAGGGAUUAUUUUAAGUGCACACUGUGAUUGCGCGGCUGGACUUGGAGAAGCAUGUUCGCAUGUUUCUGCCAUGCUAUUCUGUGUUCGUACAUUUCGGAAGUCGCGUAUAAUCUGUUCUGUAACAGAUGAACCCGCUUAUUGGCGGCCCCCCUCAGAGCGCAUCAAAGCAACUAUGUCAUGUAUUAGACACAUUAAUUUUACAACGCCUGAGAGGCUUCUGCACAAUAUGAUUCAUGGUAAAGAGCAUGUGGUACGUGCUCCAACCACGAAGUACCCUGCCCUUUCUGAUGAUGAGUAUGAGAGAAUGAUACAGGCAUGCUUUAAAAGUGCACCAGGUGUGGUUCACACUUUGGUCAAUCCGUUUAGUGCACAAAUUAUUGCUAAAAGACCCAAAUCCUUGAAAGAUCUGUACCAUGAGUCACAUGAAGAAAAGAGCCUUGAAGAGUUAAGGGAUAUUGCAGCAGGUGUCGACCUCAGUCUGUCUCAAGAAGAGAUAGACAAAAUUGAAUUAGAGACAAGGAAGCAAGCGAAGGGUAAGGCAUUCUACAAACGUAGAAUAGGUAGGGCACCUGCUUCCAAAUUUAAAGCUAUUUGCAGGACCUCUACUGAGGGUAAGAUUUCUAUGUCUCUCCUCAAGUCUCUUGUUGAUCCAUAUCAUAGCCGCUUCACCACUGAAGCAACGCGGUAUGGUUGCAUUCAUGAGAAGGAUGCCCUUGCUGCAUACAGACAGCAAAUGGUGAAAUCUCAUCAAAAAUUCACCUUAACCAACUGCGGUAGUUUCUGUAAUGCAGAUUAUCCAGAGUUCAUAGGAACUCCAGAUGCUCUGGUAUCUUGUACCUGCUGUGGGAAGGGGUGCUGUGAGGUGAAGUGCCCCAUGUGCCUCGAAGAGAGUGAUGAGAACGAUUUGUCUCAAACAUUGGAAAAAGGUUUGGCAAGCUUUCCAGUUGGGGAAGUGCUUGAUGAAGUAACUGGCAACCUGGUGUAUAAACUGAAGGAGACUCACGCCUAUUUUUAUCAAGUUCAGUGCCAGUUGUUUCUAACAGGGCGAGCUUACAGUGACUUUGUUGUCUGGACUCCAAAAAACAAACCAAUCAUCAUAAGACUAGAACCAGAUAUUCAGUUUUGGGAGCGUGAGUCUGCCAAAGCUAAAUUCUACAUCAGGAACAUUGUACUUCCUGAACUUCUUGGAAAGUAUUUCACCAGACAAGAAAGGAGGGAGCUUGAAGAGGAGCGACAGAAAGGAGGGAAUGGAAAGAUCACUGGUGUUGCUAAACGUAAGAAAAAUAAGAAAAAUAUUCCACCUGCCUCCCCCUUACUGUUGCCUCCAAAUUCAAGUGUCCCCCAGUACCACACACCAGUCAACAUUUCCAAUAUCAUUUCUUCGCCUGCAUCAGCAGCAUCAGGUGUCAGUAACACAACUUUCACCCUACCGAAGACUCCCUCCAAGCCUAUCCCCAUUCCUUCACGCCCAUGCACACCCAUCAUCCUACCUAAGACUCCUUCCACUUCAGCAUCACCAUCUAUCAUUCGCAGAACUUUUACCCUUCCCAAGACUCCCUCUACUCCUAUUCCCAUUCCCUCAAGCCCAUGUACACCCACCAUCCUACCCAAGACUCCGUCCUCUUCCAUUUCCAUUGUUUCAUGCCCAUCUACACCCAUCAUUCGCACAACUUUCAUCCCACCCAAGUUUAAGACUCCAAACACCUCAAGUUCAAACACUCCUGCCAAAACUCGCUAUGUAAUAAUCAAGAAGCCAUCGAAUGGGCAGACACAAACACCAGGACCUGAUAGGAAGCCCUUGAGCACUCUAAAUUUAGGAAACAUUCUAAACAGAGUAAGUGGUAUGAAUAAAUUUUGUCAGUAAUAUUUGGGUUUUGGGUUUCUUUGUGAUAUCAUGAAAUUAUGAUCUCAUCUUUUGCAAUUAUUUGCACAGUGCUGAUACCUAUAAGUAUUAAUGGGUUAUUGUUGAUCAUGUCUUAUCUAGCCAUGCCAAACAAAUAUGUUGUUGUGUUAUCAUUUAUUUUAUGAUCUCAUCUUUAGCUUUUAAUUGCGCAGUACUCAUAUAUGUAUUUAUCUUUUAGUUGAUUUUGCUCAUGUGCCCUGCACAAUCGUGCCAAACAAAUGUUUUCUUGUGAUAUCAUUUAUUUAAUGAUGAUGAUCUCUUUUGAAAUUAUUUGCUCAUACUGUAGAUGUAUAUAUUUACUGUUGAGUAGUUAUUUUUAAUCAUGUGCCUUGCACAGUUGUGCCAAACAAAUGAUUUUAUGUGAUAUCGUUUGUCUAAUGAUCUCCUUUUCUGCAAUUAUUUGCACGAUCAGUUCUGAUAUCUGUAUGCAUUUAGUUAGUUUUGAUAAUGUACUGUGCGUCUUGCCUAGCCAUACCAAACAAAUGUUUUGUUGUGUUAUCAUUUAUGUAACAAUCUUGUCUUGUGCAAUUAUUUGCACUUACAGUACUGAUAUCUGUAUUUAUUUUAUUUAUUUUGUUGAUUUUGUUUAAGUGCCUUGCACAGACAUGUCAAAACAGUAUUGUUCCUUUGUUUUAGUAAAGUGGAUUGUUUUUGUAUUGUAAGUUAAAACAACCUUCAUUGUGAUCUAUACGGGAUAUAGUUCUUUGGAAUAAAUUUAAAGACAUUUAUUGAA